UUCAUGUUGUCCUUGACAGUUUGAGCUGCCUGGGCUGCACUCUGGUGGAGCCAUCAUGGAGAGAGCUGUGGUGCAAGUCACGCUUUUUGGGCUGCUGCUGGUUUUGGCUAGCACACUACCAAACAAGGACAACUGGAACAUCUACAGCUUUCACAUCAACUCCACAGUGACCAGUCGUUAUGCAACCACGGUCGUCACAAGCCGCGUGGCCAAUCGCAUGGACGACUCAAAGGAAAUAGAGUUCCAGGUCCGGAUUCCCAAGAACGCCUUCAUCAGUAAAUUCAGAAUGUUUAUAGAUGGCCAAUGGUACGAUGGUGUUGUGAAAGGUAAAGAGAAAGCUCAGCAGCAGUACACUGAGGCUGUGUCCCGUGGCCAAAGCGCUGGGCUUGUCAGUUCUGUAGGGAGGACCCUCGAGGAAUUUAAGACCUCUGUGACUGUGGCUGCCCACAAAAAGGUCACCUUUGAACUCACAUAUGAGGAGCUGCUGAAACGCAAGCUUGGCAAGUACGAGCUGCAAAUCCACGCUCGACCCAUGCAGCCUGUCAAAGACUUCAAGGUCGAUGUGUACAUUAAUGAGAAAGCUGGCAUCAAUUUCAUCGAGGUUAAAGGAGGACUAAGCACCAAAGCCCUGGCUAAUGCCAUUACCAGAACGCAUGCAGACAAACAGGCGUGGGUGUAUUUCUACCCAACAGAGGACCAACAGAAAACAUGUGAUGGCUGUGGAGAGCAGGGUAUGAAUGGAGAUCUGGUUAUUGUUUAUGACGUCAACAGGGACACCUCAAUUGGAGACAUCAAGACAUCAGCUGGAUACUUUGUUCAUCACUUUGCUCCAUCUAGUCUUUCCCGCAUACCAAAAAAUGUUGUCUUCGUUAUUGAUCAAAGUGGCUCAAUGAGGGGCAAAAAAAUGCAACAGACCCGAAUAGCAUUAAUCCACAUCUUGAACGACCUGGCAGAGGAUGACCACUUUGGUCUUAUCACUUUUGAUAGCAACAUUUUUCACUGGAAACAAGAACUUGUUCAGGCCAGCAAGGAAAACCUGGAGAGUGCUAAGACAUUUGCACUGAAUAUUAUUGAGAGAGGAGCCACAGACAUUAACGCAGCAGUGUUGGAAGGAGCACGUAUGCUGAAUGCACAUCCCAGAGAAGGUUCAGCGUCUAUCGUCAUACUUCUCACCGAUGGAGACCCAACCUCAGGGGAGACAAAUCUUGAACGAAUACAAUCAAAUGUCAGAAGGGAUAUUGCAGACAAGUUCCCACUCUAUUGUCUUGGUUUUGGUUAUGAUGUCAAUUUUGAGUUCCUUGAGAAGAUGUCGCUGCAGAACAAUGGUGUGGCACGACGGAUUUACGAAGACUCUGACGCUGAUUUACAGCUCAAGGGUUUCUAUGAAGAGGUGGCCACUCCUCUGUUGACAGAUGUGACAAUGAUCUAUAAUGGAGGGACCAAUCUAACCCAGACUAACUUCAGCCAGUAUUAUAAUGGCUCUGAGAUUGUGGUGGCUGGUCAGAUCACUGACAACGACAUUGAAACCUUCACUCCACAAGUUGUAGCCAUUUCGAGGGAUAGAAGAGUGACAUAUUCUAACACAAACGCCACCGUGGAGUACACUGGCACAGAUUUUGACAGCCACGUCCAGAGAGUUUGGGCCUACAUCACAGUCAAACAGCUUCUGGAGAAAGAGCUGCUGUUUUCUGGACCUGAGAAGGAGAACGUGAAGAAAGAGGCCUUGGAGCUGUCGCUGAAGUACAGCUUUGUAACCCCACUUACAUCCAUGGUGGUCACCAAGCCUCUGGGGGAGAAAACAGAUGUGCUCCAUAAACCUAAGGAAGGUGGACCAACACAGGCACGGCCAUCUCAUGUAGGGCAUCAACCGUCUUUGACACAAAAUACUAUGGCGAUUCGGGGAUACGGCGGUUCCUUUACUCCACAAAUGUUUUUUCCAGGUGGUUGGCCUAUGCCAAUGGACAUAGCACAACCUAUACCAGCUUUAACACCACAACAUAUACCAGCGAGGCGUCGUUCUCAAGGUGUUAGUAGUGGUGGUCUCUCCGGAGCAUUCCUUAAAAACCCACCGACCAACAGUUAUCAAUUUGUUUCCAUAGUAGCUUCACCAGUUCCUCUUUCCCACAGGUUUCUGCUAAAAACUGAGAAUCUGUCUCUUCCACUCUGCUUUGAUGUCACUGGAGAUGUUCGCCUUAAACUACUUCACCAUCGCAACAGGGAGCUGUCUGUGAAUGGUGAGCUUGAUACAGUAACGAAUGGAGGCUUCAGAAGGAUUGUCAUCCACUUCAAGACUGACCUUUAUGUUGAGGUUGACACCAAUGUCAUCACUGUACGAGAGGGACAGACACUGACACGCCACACUGGACAGGAUCUCAUCACAGCUGGAAGUUUGACAGUGAUUAGGCGGAACAAGGAAAUAGAUGUUGCAGCUGGAGACACACGCAUGGUCAUCUAUAUUCAUGAGAAGGAUGGCGUGGAAUUCCUCUGGCCGGUUUUGAGACAGCAGCCACUGGACAACAACGUUACAGGAAUCAUAGCUCUAAAGCCAGCAGUUUAUGAGGAGGUGCAACAAACUCCCUCAACAAAACUUAAGAUCAAAGACCAGGAGAUUGACGUUACCAGGUCCAAUGCUUUUGACUACAGUAUAGUCUCUCCACCGACACUGGACUGCUGGCUCAUGUCUGCGGCGUCUGUCCUGCAGAGACGCCUGGAUGAUUUCAUCGUUACUCAACUUUAACUGGGAAUUAUGUUGAAUCACUUGCAAAGAUUUCAUUUUAAAGAAAAAAAUGCAAACACUGAUUCAUCUUGGAACAAACCUUCCACCUGGUACUAACAAAUAAAUAGUAUUCCCGAU
Perca fluviatilis (European perch) is the source of this 2854-nucleotide messenger RNA. RefSeq names its product inter-alpha-trypsin inhibitor heavy chain H3-like. Bases 56 to 2737 code for a protein of 893 amino acids. The record is from RefSeq and is a predicted model, not a curated record. NCBI's taxonomy places the organism in Eukaryota, Metazoa, Chordata, Actinopteri, Perciformes, Percidae. The transcript is spliced from 24 exons.